UGUUUGAUCAGGAGGAUGAAAUGGUUGGCUGAACUCUAGUGAUCCUCCCUCUUUCAGAGUUUCUCUUCCUCAUAUAUGAGUUUCUCCAUCUCUCUUAUUCUCUUCAUCUCUCCACUAAACUCAAACUGCUCAUCACAGGAAGAUGCUGAUCAUUUUCUCCUUCACUCUCCUCACUCUUCUGUCAUGUGUCAGAUGUGCAAAAGUGGUCACACAGAAACCCUCUGUGCUGACAGAACAAAAAGGGAAAUCUGUGACGAUGGAUUGUAACGUUGGAAGGGCCGAGAAUUAUUAUGUCAGCUGGUAUAAACAGACUCCAAAUUCAGCUCCUCAGUUUGUGUUGAGAUACUAUCAUGAACACAGUGCCCCUAACUUAUAUGGAGAUGGUUUUAACUCCAGCCGCUUCACAUCUACAGCUCAGUCAAAUAUUGAUUUUCAUCUGAUCAUUAGUAAUGUGGAUGUUGGUGAUUCUGCAGUGUAUUACUGUAAGACAUGGGAUGGCUCUGCUAGUGAGUGGGUAUUCGGACAAGGAACAAAACUCAUUGUGACGGAUGCUGAUGUUGCUCCUCCUGUGCUGAACAUCCUCCGUCCAUCCAGAGAAGAGCUGAUCAGCUCCAGUAAAGUCACUCUGGUGUGUCUGAUCGAUCACAUGUCUGCGGCUUUUGCUGAUGUGCGCUGGCUUGUGAACGGGAACUCAGUCACUGAAGGCGUCUUCACCGGCUCUGCUGAACAGCAGCCUGAUAAGAAGUUCAGGAUGAGCAGUUAUUUAACCAUUGAGAGCUCAGAGUGGGACAAAGACAAAGAUCUGACAUGUGAAGCUUCUGUCGCCUCAAAAACCACCAGAACAAACAUCAAGAAAUCUGACUGCAGCGACUGAACUCAGACAAUCUGAUGUGUUGUUUGACUGAUUAUGAUAGAGAGUCAUAAUAUCUUCUGACGUAGUGUGAUAGAAAUCAUGAAUAUAGAAACUAUCAAAAAUAGUUCAAGAAUGGCUUUAACUGUGUCGUUUUCUGCAGACGAUAUUUUGGCUUUAAUGUGAAUGUAAGAUGAUUUACAGCCUGUUCAAUAAACUGCAUGUUAAACAAA
This is a messenger RNA of Megalobrama amblycephala (Wuchang bream), 1083 nucleotides long. Its product is annotated as immunoglobulin lambda-1 light chain-like. The transcript is spliced from 4 exons. Lineage: Eukaryota; Metazoa; Chordata; Actinopteri; Cypriniformes; Xenocyprididae. The record is from RefSeq and is a predicted model, not a curated record. Bases 143 to 874 code for a protein of 243 amino acids.